AUGUCCAUCGCCCGCAACGCCGCACUGCUCUCAGCGAACUUUGUCGCCGCCAUCAUGUGCAUCUCGCUGAACCGCGAGACCUUCAAGUCCUUCCCGUUCCCUGCAGCGCUCACGACGCUGCACUACGCUCGCCAUAAUUUCUACCUCCUCGUGUGCUGCUGGAGCGCGUGCAACGCUCUCUCCAACGUCUCGCUCGACCGAAACUCCGUCGGCUUCUACCAGCUCGUUAAGAUCCUUGUGACACCAUCGCUGGUCGCAUUUGACUUUGUGGUGUACGGGCGGCGCACGACGCUGCUGCAAGGCGUCGCGCUGGUACUCGCCUGCCUCGGUGUGGGCGUGGCAAGCGUCGACGACGUGCAGGUCAACGCCUAUGGUGCGCUCAUCGCGUGCUCGGCAGUCAUCACCGCGGCGGCACAAAAGGUGCUCAACAUGCACGUGCAACAGGUCGGUGGGCUCAGUGCGCUGCAGGUGCUGAGCAACGCGCUCCCCGCCAUGACGCUCCUCUCCCUCGCCUACGUGCCGCUGCUGGACCGGGACCUGCCGCACCUCGCCACCUGCGAUUGGGCGACCACGUCGGCGACGGCCAUCUUCGGGCUGAUUAGCGCGCUGGCACACGUGCUGCUUGGGCAGGUCAAAACCUGCUCCGUCAUCGUCGUGGGCGCGCUCUUCUACGACGCUCCUCCGACGCCGCAGGACUCUGCAGGCAUGGCGGGGGCAGCUCUCGCACUAUUGGCCAUCACCGGCUUCUCGCUGCUGCGGCUGCCCGCCAUUGGUGCGGCAGCGGCCAACGACGACGUGGCGCUGCGCCUGCUAGCCAGCGAGGAGGGAGAGGGCGAGGACAGUGAGGCGAGACUACUCUCCAACGCGAGUGCCUUCGAGGCGCCGACGGGAGUGCAGGAGGGAAGCACCAAAUGA
This is a messenger RNA of Emiliania huxleyi CCMP1516, 915 nucleotides long. RefSeq lists its product as hypothetical. The coding region runs from base 1 to 915 and encodes 304 amino acids. NCBI's taxonomy places the organism in Eukaryota, Haptophyta, Isochrysidales, Noelaerhabdaceae. Gene Ontology annotation, cellular component: Golgi apparatus. Gene Ontology annotation, molecular function: antiporter activity; UDP-xylose transmembrane transporter activity. The record is from RefSeq and is a predicted model, not a curated record. The transcript is spliced from 6 exons.